Morchella sextelata is the source of this 1875-nucleotide messenger RNA. RefSeq lists its product as uncharacterized. Gene Ontology annotation, molecular function: zinc ion binding. Bases 1 to 1875 code for a protein of 624 amino acids. The transcript is spliced from 4 exons. Lineage: Eukaryota; Fungi; Ascomycota; Pezizomycetes; Pezizales; Morchellaceae. The record is from RefSeq and is a predicted model, not a curated record.
AUGCUGUUCCCCUACCCCAGCACAAAGACUAACCCCCCCACCGCAUCCUCCUCCACCACCACCACCCCCGAUGCGGACGUCGACCCGCAAACCGCCGCGCUCAACUCGGCCCUCGAAACCCUCAUCGAGGUGUUCCCGCAUGUCGAGGUCGACGAGUUCCGCCACCUGCUCGAGACGCUCUCGGAGGAGUCGCGCCUCUUCGUCAUCACCGACAUGAUCCUGCGGCGCAACAAGGACGGCGGCGUGCCGCGCCGCCGCAUCGGCGCAAAGCUCGAGGGCUGGGAGAUGUUCCGCACGGCGGGGUAUCGGGAGGCGGCGAGGGCGUUGCUCAACAAAGAAUUCAAGGGCCUCUCCAAAUCCACCAUCAAGGCCGUCAUGGCCGAACACAACCACUCCUACCCGCACACGCGCCACACCCUCUCCACCAUCGCCACAAAGUCCUGGCGCUUCUCCCUCUCCUCCUUCUUCCGCGGCACCCGCCUCCCCACCGCCCCUCCCACGGCCCCGACCGGCAACCCCACCCUCGACGCCGAGCUCUUCGCGCUCGCCGCCCCCGCCCGCGACUCCCAGAUCGCCUCCGACCGCGCAAUGGCCCGCCUCCUCAACGAAGCCGAGCACGCCACCGCCGACGCCCUGGUCGAGUGCGAGUGCUGCUACGGCACCUACCCAUGGGACGAGACGGCCGUCUGCGCCGCCGACCCCGCCCACUUCUUCUGCCACGCCUGUCUGCUGCGCAGCGUGCAGGAGGGCCUCUACGGCCAGGGCCGCAACCUCGUCCCCGAAACCUGCAGCGUGCGCUGCCUCUCCUCGUCCGCGGACCCGCCGUGCGAGGCCUUCGUGGCGCCGGACCUCCUGCAGCGCGUCCUCCCCGAGGACGUCCUGCGCGCGCUCGAGGAGAAGACGGCCGCGGAGAGCCUCGACCGCUGCGGGCUCAGCCUCGUAAAGUGCCCGUUCUGCCCGUACGCGGAGGUGGCGGAGGAGGUGACGUGGCGCGUGCGGAGGGUGCUGGUUGGCACGGGGGGCGCGGUUGGUGCGGCGGUUGCGGCGGCGGUGGUGGCGCCGCGGGUGCUGGUCGGGGUGCUGCUGGGUGUCGUGUUGGCCGUUGGCCUGGCGCUGCAUGUGUUGCCGCAGUGUGGGGUCGUCGCGGCGACGGGGAGGGUGGCGAGGGCCGCGGGCAGGAUCGCAGCGCAGCACCGCGGGAAGUUGUUCCGGUGCGGGGCGCGCGCGCGCUGCGGCCGCGAGAGCUGCAUCGAGUGCGGGAAGGAGUGGCUGCCGUUUCAUAAGUGCUUCGAACAGGAGUCCGACAGCGUCCGCAUCUUUGUCGAGAAGGCCAUGGCCGACGCUGUCAAGCGCACUUGCCCCCGCUGCAACAUCUCCUUCAUCAAAUCCGACGGCUGCAACAAGCUCACCUGCCCCUGCGGAUACACCAUGUGCUACGUGUGCCGCGCCGACAUUGGCGCCGCGGGCUACACGCACUUCUGCCAGCACUUCCGGCAGGACCCGGGCACGGCGUGCGGCGAGUGCGACGCCUGCAACCUGUACGUGGCCGAGGACGAGGCGGGCGCCAUCCGGCGCGCGGCCGAGGCCGCCGAGCGCGAGUAUCUGCGCCGCUGGGGGCGCAGGGGCGCCGACAGCGGGUGGGUGUACCGCAGGGCCGAGAUGGGCGGGAGCGUGUUGGGGUCUGAGGUUAUGGCGGGCGUGAAGGAGGUGGAGGAGGAGGGUGGGGGGUGGGGGGACGUGCUGGAUGGGUGGGUGGGGAGGGUGCUGGAGGGGGUGCUGGAGGUCGAGGUGGAGGGGAGGUGGGUGGUUUCUUGUGAAUCUUCUUCGUUGUCGCUUUUUUGGGAGAGGCUGGUUGGCGCGGUGGUUGGGUUAUAG